UGGAGCCACUAGACACGACUGCCGGGCGGAAGAGUUAGCUUUAUUAGUAUCAAGUGCAAGUGAUGGGAUCCCAAGGGCCGCGAGCGAAGUACCUCCGCCGUCAGUGGGAAGCCGAGGCGGAGGCCUACCUCGAGGACGACCCUCCGGAGGUCGAAGUCAAUUACUCGACGACCUCCAAGGCUGACUACGGCCACCCUCGGCCUUACGCGCGUCAGGAGGAGGCCCCUCCCCCCGGGCCCUCGCUCCCCCUCGGCGACGCCCCGAUCACCUUCUGGACGUCCCAUCGGGCCAGGAUCCCGGGCACGACCACGCCCGCUGCGAGCACCAACGUCUUUCCGCGCAGCGCCGCCUUCUCCACGCCCAUCACUUUGGCACUGGACCCGCCCGCGUGGCCCGGCUGGAAGUCCUGCUGAGCGCCGUCUUCGGGAGCGGCUCCGCGGGCGACGGCAGAUGGCGCUGGGAAUGCGUCGGGAAACUGGCGGAUUAAAGUGCUCUACAUCUGAUGCUCUGCGUAUUUAGGGCAUGUACAGUGUGUGCUUAUUGUUUCCUGAGAAAGGCUAACGAUCUCUCUCUAGAACUAGUCAUUAUAAGAAAUAAAAGACCAGAAAACAUGUAUCUUUCGCAAAUAUAAGAUUUGGAUUUUU
Molecule: messenger RNA, 644 nt
Organism: Penaeus chinensis
Lineage: Eukaryota; Metazoa; Arthropoda; Malacostraca; Decapoda; Penaeidae
Exons: 3
Coding region: 63-413 (116 amino acids)
Source: RefSeq, a predicted model, not a curated record